GGUAGGGGGACGGAGAGGGAUUGGAGGGGGGGAGAGGAGGGGAGGAAAAAACGGCGAGGAGCAGUUUUGACAGCAGAGAAGGCGGCUGGCGCCUUCUUCGGAUCGUCAUCGUUCAGGAGGCCGCAGGACGAGGUAGGGCAUGGAGAAUGGACUGAUUAGUGGCGGCGGCGGCGGCGGAGGAGGAGUCGGAGGAAUCGGAGGUGGCCCAGCUGGCCAUGGCGUACCGCGCGGAGAUCGCAGGGGAAACCACAGUCCUUAUCGCGGCGGGGGAGGUAGUGGAGCAAUGCUAUCGGGGGGAGGACAUGGAACGCGGUCGUCCGCCUCGCCAGGGAGAGGCGGAGGGGGAGGGGGAGGAGGAGGGUCGGUAACAGAGAGUCUGGGUGGAAAAGGGGGGCCUGGCAGCGGAGGAGGUAGCGGCUUCGGGGGGGGAAAGAGCAGCCGGGGCGGAGGGGGAAGCGCGGAGGGGGGAGGAGGAGCGAACGCGGCACAACAUGCCUUUAGCGGCACCACAUCAACUACCUCGGCGGGACUGCGAUCCUCCAGCACACCACCGUCUUCCUCAUCAUCGGCACCUAGAUCGUCGAGCACAGCGGCAGCAGGGAGAAUGGAGAGCGUAGGGCAUGCACCAACCGACAAGGAAUUGCGCGCGCGCAAACGCAUAGAGUCCAAUAAGUAUGAUCUGGAGGCGUGGGGAUGGCUGACGACCGAAGCCCAGGCACGACCGGCAGAGAGUGCAGCCCUCUACGAGUUCAUUCUGUCUUGUUUUCCAUCCUCCGCUCGGCACUGGAAGAUGUACGCUGAGACGCAGAUUAGCGCAGGAAACGAUGACGCGGUCAAGAGCAUCUUCAGCCGUUCUCUGCUUAAUUGCCUCCACAUUGAUCUGUGGAGGUGCUACCUGCGGUAUAUCAGGAAAGUAAACGAUGGGAGAGGGGUAGAGGGAAGGGAAGAAACGAAGAGGGCAUUCGAAUUCAUGCUCGAGCAUGUGGGGUACGACAUAUCAGCGUGUCAAAUAUGGAUGGAAUAUAUAUCCUUUUUGAAAUCAAUCCCUGGAGGCACCGCGCAGGAGGAGAGCCAGCGGAUGACUGCGAUCAGGAAAGUGUACCAGAGGGUAAUACUUAUUCCGAUGCAUGGGAUUGACGGGCUGUGGAAGGAUUACGAGUCGUUUGAGAAUAGCGUGAGCCGAGCACUGGCAAAGGGUUUGUUAGCGGAAUACCAACCAAAGCACUUUAGUGCGAGAGCUGUAUAUAGAGAGAGAAAGAAGUAUUUCGAGCAUCUUGAUCUUGGCAUGCUUGCUGUCCCCCCUUCGGGAUCCCUUAAGGAUGAACAACAGUGUGUCAACUGGAAGAAAUUGAUUGCCUUUGAGAAGUCCAAUCCACAAAGGCUGGACGCAGCGAUGUGUGCAAAGAGGGUUGCCUUUACUUAUGAACAGUGUUUGAUGUACCUGUACCAUUACCCCGACAUGUGGUACAAUUAUGCCACGUGGCAGGCAGAACAGGGCCAGCAUGAUCCCGCGGUCCGCGUCUUCCAGCGUGCGCUGAUGGCUCUUCCUGACUCCGCUGUCUUACACUAUGCCUUUGCAGAGUACCAAGAAUCCAACGGCAAUGUCAGGGACGCAAGAUCCGUCUACGAUGCACUCAUCCGGAACGAUGCUGCUGCCAAUGCUCUUGCCUAUAUUCAGUUCAUGAGGUUUAUCAGACGAACGGAGGGAGUGGAUGCAGCGCGCAAAGUAUUUAUGGCAGCACGUAAGUCACCCAUGUGUACCUACCACGUCUACGUGGCCUCUGCUAAGAUGGAGCUGUGCAUCGACAAAGACCCCAAGGUUGCCCGAAACAUCUUUGAGCUGGGACUCAAGAAGUACAUCCAUGAGCCGGCGUAUAUUUUAGAGUACCUUGAUUUCUUGAUGCAAUUGAACGAUGACCGCAACAUAAGGGCACUGCUAGAGCGGGCGCUGAGUGUGUUACCCCCGGAGGAGUCGGCAGAGGUAUGGGAUAAGUUCCUGGAAUUUGAACUGUUGUACGGAGAUCUGCAGAGCGUACUGAAGGUGGAGAAGAGGAGAAGGGAGGUGCUACAAGACGGAGGCGAGGGGACGAACACCCUGCUGCUUGAUGACCGCUUGGAGCAGCUGGUAUCCCGAUACAGGUACCUGGAGCUUUGGCCCUGUUCGCCUGGUGAGCUGGAGCACGUGGCAAGGCAGCAGUUGCUUCUACAGAAGGCGGCAGCCGCCAAGUCGGCGGAUAGAACCCAGCAAGGUGCGGCCUUUAGAGGGCAUGCUUCGUCGAGUAAUAUGGUCCACCCGAUAGAUCAAGGAGGGCCACCGCCAAACCCGCCGACUGUUGUGACAGCGCCAACAAACAUUGUGAGGCCCGAUGUGGGUGUUAUGGCGGUGUAUGACCCCAGACAAGGGCUGAGUGGACCCAUACCCGGGGGACCGUCGGGGCUGCACCCUACUUUGGCGGGGUCUAUGUUAGGACCGGCCCCUUUGGCGUUUGGGGGGGCCUUGUUACCAAUGCCGCCGCCUCAUCUGCUGCCACCCAACCCCAUGAUCCAAACCCCCUUGCCUCCAGGAAUGAUGCCUCUACCGCCACCGGCAGCAGCCCUGAUCAGCGGCGGAGGACGGAGUGGAAGCAGCAUUAGCUCGGGUCGACCGCCUGUACCUCCGCUCCCUCCGGGACCUCCUCCAGGCACCAUUGUUCGGCCCAUUGUCGAUGCCAACACCGUCGGACCCACAGCAGCGGCAACUGUGACCACCACUCCAGGACCAGGGAUGAAGUCGGCAGUAGGAGUUGAUGAUGCUGUCCUUAAGCAGCUGCCUCCAGCAGUGGCCCUCUUCUUCUCCAUGCUUCCCCCAAUUCCAGGGCCUUAUCCGGAUCCCGAUUUGGUGAUUUCUAUUCUGAUGCAGUCUGACCUGGCAAAGAUACCAGGCUCUGAAGUGUCAUUUGCAGAAAGUGCGAGUGCGCCCACACCGGCAGCUCUGGUACUGUCACAUAGCCCCAUCCAUGCUUCUAUGGGACCACAGAGGAUCGAUGGCGGAGCUGGCCAGUUGAUACAACCAACACCUCAUCCGAUGGCAUAUCAUCAUUCACACCAUCAGCAGCAGCAGCAGCAGCAUGAGCAGUACAAGGCAGCAGUGCAACAGCAGCAAAAGGAACAUGAAAAGCAUCACAAGGCAGGCGGGUCCGGAGGAGGAGGGGUUGCAGGUAGUGGAACAUCAGGACAACAGCAGCGCCAGCAAGGCGCAUUUGGGAAAAGAAAGGAACCUGAAAGAAUGCAGGACGACGAUGAGGACGAUGUUCCAGCUGCACAUAAUCAGCCACCGCCACGAGACAUCUUCAGAAUGCGACAAAUGCAGCGCGCUCGAGGAAGUUCUUCAGGAGCUUCUUCAACCCCUACAAGUGGGAGCGGCGACGGAUAGAUAAGAGAAAGGAUGUGCAAAUCCUCUUUUUUCUUUCUCAAUUUGCCAGGCUAGGAAGAGAAUAGCUUGUUUCAGUGGUAGAGGGCGGCAUGGAGAAAUGCUGAGUGCUUUUUUUCGCCUUUGGCCAGCGAAUGUUGCCACCACUGAGUGUCAAAUAAAGUAGCGUAUUUUGCAACCCUUGGUCAGAAUAUCACUAUGAUUCGAGUUGAACCCGAUUUUCGUGCAGCGUGCACCCCGUCGUGUACCCCAUUUCCAUGCACCACAGGUUUCGGUGCACCAUAGGGCCACAUAGUGAAGCAUAGAGUCAUCAAGGAGUUGAAACGCCGGCCAGAAUAGCGAGGACCGCUCUAGUUACCGUAGUGGUUUUCACAAAAACGUUUUGUAGCAUGUGUUCGGCGUCUGUUUGGUUUUCACAAAAACGUUAGAAUUUUGUGGAUCGAGCUUGCCUCUGUCUGACCCGAUUGCUGCUGCGCAGCUGCAGAGCACAUCUCAUCCUGGAGAGUGCGAAUGUCUCUGUCUAGAUCUCGUAUGAGUCGUAGCCAAGUGUUGAGGAUUUGUCCAGCAGGUUCCUGAGACUACCUGCUACUACUUCCAAGUCCCAUACCAUCACUUCUUGGCCGAUGGAUUCUCGGGCUUCUCGUAGACAUGGUUGGGGGGUCAAUCAAGUGCUGUCUGGAUCCUUCAAAGUGGCCCCUUUCAGAACUGGUUGGGGGUCAAUCGAGUGUGGUCUUGAAUAUUCAAAGUAGCCCCUUUUAGAACUGGCUGUGCUUGACAGGGGAAGAAAAAUUUUGGGGAAGGAGGGGGGAUGCCGAGGACCAUAUCUUCAGUUCGCUUGACGAUGUGUUUAGUAUUGCAGCAGUGACCCCAAGCCUUCACAUUUUCACGAUGGGGCUGUGCGAUUUUCAUUGUCACAGAGAACAAUGUCGUACGAGUUGAGUGGAAGGGAGACCAAGGCAGGCAAGACCUGUGAGGGAGGAUGAGCGACAGUUGAUUGGAUGUUCCGGCCGGUCCAUUGCAUAUGGGCUAUGACUUUAUAUUCGACCUUUUUUCGUUUCUCUUCUUUUUCGGAUUCAGCUUUCGUUUGUCCCCUACAAAGAGGAUCGCAUGUAUUCAUGUUGGAGCAGAUUGAGCAGAUCCAAAGUACUCAGCGAAUGUGAUGGGGGGAGACGUCACACGAAGAACAGAAUGUGGCCAGCGUUGAGCGGGGGGAGAAUAGGGAAGGUAGCAAGUCCAGGAAGUUAGGAUGAGCGAGACUGUUGAUUGGAGGGGGAAGGACAGGGGAGGAGGCGAAAACCAGGGCAACAGUUUGAUUGGAUGGAUUAUUCGAGAGGGGACGACAGGGAAGGCCAGACCAGGAGGGGAGAGGAUUAGCGACUUCGGAUCCAAUACAUCUGGGCGAACGAUGUUUAUUUGACUUUGUUCUUUUCUCUCUUCUUUUUCGGGUUCGGUUUUCGUUCGUUCCCUACAGGAAGAUCACAUGUAUUCGUGUUGAGCAGAUAUAGAAACUGCUCAGCGAAUGUGAUGCGGGAGGGAGACAUCGAUUGGUACAGUGGCACAUUGUGCCCUCUUGUGAGUAGAAUGACAGCAUGCCUCUUGUGAGUAAAAUGACAGCAUAACAACAAUUGACUUGAUAUUCCAGUCCAUUGCAGCUGGGGUAUUUGUAUUGUAUUCACGCACGUUGUUUUUUUUCACUCUUUUCAGGUUUGGUUUUUGCGUUUGCGUGUCGGAGCAUCGCAUGCAUUUGCACUUUAAACGCGACCAGUACCUUUCUUUACCUGCUUGAAAAACAAAUAAGCGCCCGUUAA
Messenger RNA from Chara braunii, 5217 nucleotides. The record is from the annotation of a GenBank genome assembly. NCBI's taxonomy places the organism in Eukaryota, Viridiplantae, Streptophyta, Charophyceae, Charales, Characeae.